AUGUACACAGUUGCAUAUUCUGAUCACUCAUGUUUCACAAAGAUAGUGGAGUUUGUUAAGUUCAUAUGCCCAACUAACAUGAAAGGUAGUGUGUCUUCGUCAUCUUCUUAUGUUGAUCCUUGUUACCAUCUUCGCCUCAUCUAUGGAACAUCAAGUUUAUAUAUGAAACAUGUGGGUAGGAAGAAAGGGAAUGUUAGUGACUGUUUGUGGUCCUCCUGUAUUUCACUUUAUCCAUCACCAUCUCAUCUGGAGGCUGGAGCCAACACCAUCUCUGCAAACCAGUCUCUGUCUGGAGACCAUACAAUCAUAUCUGAAGGCGAACAGUUUGAACUUGGUUUUUUCAAAGCAGGUAACUCUUCCAAGUAUUACACAGGCAUCUGGUAUAACAAGGUCUCUUCCAAUCCCCCUACCAUAGUUUGGGUGGCGAACAGAGAAACACCCAUCUCUGAUAGAUUCCGUUCAGAACUAAAAAUCAUUGAUGGUAAUUUGGUGCUCUUGAAUGAGUCAAAGUUCCAGAUUUGGUCCACAAACGUCUCCACCACCACUACUUUGAAGUCUGUAAUAGCUGUUAUUCUUGAUGAUGGCAACUUAGUUUUGAGAGACAGUACUUCAAAUUCAAUUGAACCUUUUUGGCAAAGUUUCGACCACCUAACUCAUACUUGGUUGUCUGGUUCUAAACUUGGUUAUGAUUAUAGAACAAAAAAGAGUCAGAUUAUUAGAUCAUGGAGAAGUAACGAAGAUCCUGCUGUAGGACUCUUCUCUUUGGAGUUUUAUCCGCCAGGUAAUGAGUAUGUAAUCAAGUGGAAUGGUUCUCAACAAUAUUGGAGGAGUGGAGCUUGGAAUGGGAAAAUAUUUGACUUAAUACCUGAAAUGAGGUUGGAUUAUAUUUACAAUUUCAGCUACCAUACGAAUGAGAAUGAGAGUUACUUCACUUAUUCUGUGCGCAAUCCUUCCAUUAUGACUAGAUCUAUAAUGGAUGUUUCUGGUCAAAUUCAGCAACUAACAUGGUUGGAAGCUACCAAAGAGUGGAAUUUAUUUUGGUCUCAACCUAGAACGCAAUGCGAGGUCUACGCUUUGUGUGGGGCUUUUGGGAUUUGCAGGCAAUCUGGAUUACCUUUCUGUAAUUGCUUGACUGGCUUCAAGCCUAGAUCUGAGAGUGAUUAG
Messenger RNA from Lactuca sativa (garden lettuce), 1164 nucleotides. NCBI's taxonomy places the organism in Eukaryota, Viridiplantae, Streptophyta, Magnoliopsida, Asterales, Asteraceae. The record is from RefSeq and is a predicted model, not a curated record.